This is a messenger RNA of Penicillium pulvis, 543 nucleotides long. Its product is annotated as translationally-controlled tumor protein. The transcript has 4 exons. Lineage: Eukaryota; Fungi; Ascomycota; Eurotiomycetes; Eurotiales; Aspergillaceae. Gene Ontology annotation, molecular function: calcium ion binding. The record is from RefSeq and is a predicted model, not a curated record. Gene Ontology annotation, cellular component: cytoplasm. The coding region runs from base 1 to 543 and encodes 180 amino acids.
AUGAUUAUCUACACUGACAUCAUCUCCGGCGACGAGAUUCUCUCGGACGCUUACGACAUUAAAGAAUCCAAGGACUGCCCCAUCCUGUGGGAGACCGACUGCCGCAAGUACUCCAAGAAGGUCGGCGAGGACUUCGAGCUUGCUGGCGCCAACCCCUCCGCUGAGGAUGCUGCCGACGAUGACAACGGCGAGGCCGAGAUGGUCAUGGUCCACGACAUUGAGGACCAGUUCCGUCUCCACUGGCUGAAGACCGAGGAGGGCAUGAAGCCCUCCAAGGAUGCCUUCAAGGGCCACCUGAAGUCCUACAUCAAGAAGGUCAACAAGGCCCUUGCCGAGAAGGGUGACGAGGAGGCCGUUAAGGAGUUCCAGAAGCACGCUGCUGCUGCCAUGAAGAAGAUUAUUGCCGAAUACGACGAUUACGAUGUCCUCAUGGGCCAGAGCAUGACCGGUGAUGCUAUGCACGUCCUGAUCAACUUCCGUGAGGAUGGUGUCACCCCCUUCGCCAUUGUCUGGAAGCACGGUUUGAACUCGAUGAAGGUCUAA